Molecule: messenger RNA, 2703 nt
Organism: Daktulosphaira vitifoliae (grape phylloxera)
Lineage: Eukaryota; Metazoa; Arthropoda; Insecta; Hemiptera; Phylloxeridae
Gene: ago
Product: F-box/WD repeat-containing protein 7
Exons: 12
Coding region: 333-2285 (650 amino acids)
Biological process (GO): proteasome-mediated ubiquitin-dependent protein catabolic process; ubiquitin recycling
Cellular component (GO): nucleus; cytoplasm
Molecular function (GO): ubiquitin binding
Source: RefSeq, a predicted model, not a curated record
UUCUUAAACAUUUUUUAAGAUUAUAUGUUAAUAGCUGUUUUUUGACAUUAAAUAAAACAUUUAGUUUGUUUUUUUUAUCGUACUUUAGUAAAUAAACUGAUAUAUUUUGAAUUGUGGCGUUUAAAUGAAAAUGAGUAAUACUUUUAUCAAAUAAAUUAUUAUUGAUACUGAUAAUGUGCUUUUGUCAAUGGUUGGAGGAGUAGAGAGGGGAUCCCAGGGGCCAGUGACGAGUAUUUAUUUUUUACAUUCGUACCUAUUCUAAAUUUCUUCUUUCAUUUCCACGAGAAAACUACCAUCUGUUACCAGCAAAACGAUUUCAUAUACACCUAUGAAUGGAAGGUGACCAAUUAGAUUUUGAAGACCCUUCUACAUCGUGUCUUGAUAGGACUGACUCCACCAGUCAAAGUCCAGCAAUGUGUCCAGUUGUUUUAGAAGCAGCUGAACAAGAAUUAAUAGCAGAAGAAUCAGCUCCUGCUACAGAUUCAGAUGAAAUAGGUUUGGCUAAUACUCAUAGUAGCAAUGGUUACCUCAACCUUAUUUCUAAUGAUACUUGUACCGACCAUGACAUUUCUUCUGAUGAAAGUCCUCUUCAUGGUGAUGAUUGGGGUGAUGAAGAUGAAAAUUGGACUGACCAUAGUGAAAAUAAUGAAGCAUCUUGUACUAAAGAAAUUAUAAGAAAAAGAAAAAUAUCAAGUUCUACUUUGGCAUCUGAAGAUUUUCCGUCCAAAAAGCAAUAUUAUGAUCAAAAUAAUUGUACACUUGAAAGACUGACACCAAAAAUGGUAGAAAAUGAACUACCUAAUGACAAGGUAAAAGUACGCCGUAGUUGUAUUCCGUCCAAAGAUGAUCCUCCCGAAGAAAUGAUGGAUUGGUUAAAAACAUUUUCAAGAUGGUCGAAUGCUGAAAGAAUGUUAGCUAUAGACAUGUUAGUUGAUGAAUGUGAACCUACUCAAGUGCGACACAUGUUACAAUUGAUUGAGCCACAAUUUCAAAGGGAUUUCAUUUCUUUACUUCCUAAAGAAUUAGCGUUAUAUGUUUUGUCAUUCUUGGAACCUAAAGAUCUAUUAAAAGCUGCCCAAACUUGUCGAAGUUGGCGAUUUUUAUCUGAAGAUAAUUUAUUAUGGCGAGAAAAAUGCCUAAAAGCUGGUAUUACAUUGAUGGAACCACCAGUAAACAAACGUUCUAGAAGUCGUUAUGCAAUUACAUCACCUUGGAAAGCUUCAUACAUGAGACAACAUUCAAUUGAAAUGAACUGGAGGGUCAAACCAAUUAAAAUGCCAAUAAUACUUAAAGGACAUGAUGACCAUGUUAUUACAUGCCUACAAUUUUGUGGUAACAGAGUUGUAAGUGGAUCUGAUGACAAUACACUUAAAGUAUGGUCAGUGUCAUCGGGGAAAUGCUUAAAAGUUUUAACUGGUCAUACUGGAGGAGUAUGGUCUUCUCAAAUGGCUGGCAAUAUAAUUAUAAGCGGUUCUACAGAUCGAACCCUAAAAGUAUGGAAUGCUGAAACUGGCCAAUGUAUACAUACCUUAUAUGGACAUACUUCAACUGUCCGCUGUAUGCAUUUACAUGAAAACAAAGUUGUAAGUGGUUCUAGAGAUGCUUCAUUACGUCUUUGGGAUGUUAAGACUGGUGAAUGUUUAUCUAUAUUUCUUGGUCAUUUAGCCGCAGUACGCUGUGUUCAAUAUGAUGGCCGACUAAUAGUUAGUGGUGCUUACGACUAUUUAGUCAAAGUGUGGGAUGUAGAUAGUGAAACUUGUUUGCAUACACUAUCUGGUCAUACAAAUCGUGUAUAUUCAUUACAAUUUGAUAGUACUCAUGUUGUAAGUGGAUCAUUAGAUACUAGUAUUAGAGUAUGGGAUGUUGAGACUGGUACUUGUAAGCAUACUUUAAUGGGGCAUCAAUCAUUAACUUCUGGUAUGGAAUUAAGAGACAAUAUUUUAGUCUCUGGAAAUGCAGACUCUACUGUAAAAGUAUGGGAUAUAAUUUCCGGACAAUGUUUACAAACUUUAUCAGGUCCAAAUAAACACAAUUCUGCCGUUACGUGCCUCCAAUUUAAUUCAAGAUUUGUGAUAACAUCGUCAGAUGACGGAACAGUAAAAUUAUGGGAUGUCAAAACUGGUGAAUUUAUUAGAAAUUUAAUAGCCCUAGAAAGUGGUGGAAGUGGUGGAGUUGUAUGGCGUAUUAGAGCAAAUGAAACCAAACUCGUGUGUGCAGUAGGCAGUCGAAAUGGUACUGAAGAAACCAAAUUAUUUGUAUUAGAUUUUGACGCUGACCUCAAGUAACAAAAAAAGAAUAAAAAUCAAAAACUUGAUUGUUUGCAUCACAUUUUUUAUAUUUGGUUAAGGAGAGUUAUGAAUAUUUGGGACUGUUAUACUUAAGAUUAAAAAAGUGUCCUCUCAUGUUUAUUAGUUAUUAAAAUAUUUAGUGUUAUUGUAUAUCAUUCAGUAUUAUGCUCUUUGUUGUUAGUGAUACUACAAAGGAAAGAUGUGUAAGUUUAAAUGCAAUCUAAUAACUCAAAAAAAAAUGUUGGUUAUGACUCAUAUGUAUUAUUUUUAAAAGUAAACUUAAAUUUGGUGAAAAAGUUAUCAAUUUACACUUAACUAUUAUUGGCUUUAUUUUAAUCAAUUACAUAUUAUUGAUGACAGUAAGUGGCAACUGGCUGAUAAAUUUUGUCGUUCAUAAAUUGUUUUAUAGUGCAAA